GUCACGUCCAGUACCAUAACUUCUUUUCGAUUAACUAGAAAAAUAUUAUUUUUUUCACUGAUAGAGUUAAGGCUAACCGAUAAGUGAAUAGGAACAGACACAAAAUUUCGUGUGAUAUUAGCCGAGAAAUUGAGAAUCAAUUAGUGACACGACAACGAAACGUCUCGUCACGAAGUGCUGUUUCACUGACUUGAGUCAACUACUUGAAGUUUGCUCCGUUGGUGGCGCACAGCUGACGCACAUGGGCGUCUCCACGGAGGGUACUACUUUGACAUAACUAUUUAAAUAGUGUAUAUUGUAUUGUCCCUAGUGCUUCAGAUUCUACUUUAUUGAUAUUACUAACAUAAAAUCAACCACAAUUUAAACAAGACUUUUAGAAAUGUUAUAAGCAAUACCAAAAAUUACCAAGGGAUUGUGUGUUCUUAAACAUUCCACAGUGUUUGAUAAAGUGAUGUUAAUCCUAAGAAACACUGUAAAUAACCAGCAAUUACUGCGCAAUGCGUCUACUAAUUUACAAAGAAAAUAAACUGCAUAGAAAAAUUUUACCUGGUUACGCCAAUGUGUGUACGAAUGAUAAACCGAGAAGCUCACAACGUUCUGUGAAGUUAAGUUAACCCCAUCGUGUUAUAAUAUUCGGAAUAGGUAUCGAUGUGAACACUGAAUUAUCAGGCGAGAUGAAUUUGCCUAGCGUGAGUGAUUAUUCUUUACUAGAAAAACUGGGGUCUGGAAGUUAUGCGACUGUCUACAAAGCGUAUAAGAAGUGCGUAAAGACGACUCUAUCACCUAGCGUAACUUAGGCACAUAUACAUCGUAAUGGAGUACUGCGACGCCGGCGAUUUAUCGAGUUUUAUAAGAAGGAGGCAUAAGCUACCCGAACGAAUUUGCCGUGGGUUUUUGCAACAGCUCGCUUUGGCGCUGAAAUAUCUACGUACCCAUAAUGUCUCCCACAUGGAUUUGAAGCCACAGAACCUGCUACUAACGAGAAAACCACAGUUGGUAUUGAAAGUCGGAGACUUCGGUCUCGCCCAGUACCUAUCCAAUUCCGAACAAAAAUUUGCUAUUCGGGGCUCCCCCCUCUACAUGGCGCCGGAAAUCUUGUUGAAACGGAAAUACGACGCCCGCGUCGAUCUAUGGAGCGUCGGUGUUAUCAUGUACGAGUGCCUUUUCGGCAAAGCCCCUUAUUCCAGUAACAGCGUUCAAGAAUUGGCCGAGAAAAUCAAGGACACUCGACCUAUAGAGUUACCAAAAGGGUGUCACGUGUCCUGUGAGUGCAAGAACUUAUUGUUGUCCUUGUUGAAACACGACCCUGACGAAAGGAUAACGUUCGAUGAUUUCUUCGCCCAUGAUUUUCUGGAUUUGGUGCACGCGCCUACGAAAGAGAAUUAUGAGAAGGCGGUAGAGUUAAUUCAACAGGCGGUAAAAAUGGACACGGAGAAGAAUCCGAAGGAAGCGUUUCACCUUUAUUGCGAGGCGCUCAGAUACUUCAUUCCUAUUUUAACAAAUGAGACCGAACCGAAACGAAAAGAGAUUUUAAGGUCACACGUGAGUAAUUACAUCAAGAGGGCCGAAAUACUUAAAGCUUCGUGUAUAGAGGAUGACAGCGAGAAGGAUAAGUAUCCACAGUUAGAAGAGAGGCCGAAUCCUUCGAUGGUCCAAAGGGUGGCAUUCUUGAACGAGCAGUCAUCGUUUGUGGAUCGCGAACUACGGACGCUUAGCAAAAGUACAACCAAAAUGGCGGACGGAUUGGAAAUAGGAGAAGUGGCUGUGCAGUAUCUCGCCGAGGGAAAUUACGCGCUAGCAUUGGAAAGGUUUCAGUCUUGUCUGGGGAUACUGGUACCACUGUUAAAGAAAGAACCAGCGGGUAGAAGAAGAGACUUACUGCACAAACAGGUUCAGCUUUGGAUGAAAGAAGCCGAAAGCACCAAAGGUCUUUUAGCGACGAAAGACAUCGAAGAGUCCGUUCAACGUGGCUCUGAUUCCUUCGAACAAUGCAUGGUACAAUAGUUUUGCAUUUAAUAUAGCUGUGAAUUUAGUAUUUGGAAAUUACAUCAUGUCGAUAUAUGUACAUAAAAUGUUCAGAUUAAUUUAUGUCAGAAUAAACGAUUUCAUACAAAACUUCUAAAUAUAAUAUAAUGAGGGAUGUUUUAUUGGAUACAGGAAAAAGUUUGUAUUGUAUUACAUCCGGACUACUACAUAUUUGUAACAUUCUUUAAAUACCAUAGCACAAGCCCUAUUCCAAUAUUCUAUAUGCUUAGGUAUAUGUUAAUCUUGUAAUUACACUGUAGUAUCCCCGACGGUCUCCGAAAUUUUCAUUUUAUCUACCCAAGCGUAAAUAAACUUUAAAAUAUUGGGAUAUUGUUUACUUUUUUAAAAUACCUGAAAAGGAAGGAUCCUAUGGGAGUUUUUAUUACUAAUGUAAAUUAUACAGUCGCCGAGGAUACUAAGAUGUCUUUUUAACUUUCUGA
Molecule: messenger RNA, 2465 nt
Organism: Nomia melanderi (Alkali bee)
Lineage: Eukaryota; Metazoa; Arthropoda; Insecta; Hymenoptera; Halictidae
Gene: Aduk
Product: unc-51 like kinase 3 homolog Aduk
Biological process (GO): autophagy of mitochondrion; reticulophagy; piecemeal microautophagy of the nucleus
Cellular component (GO): phagophore assembly site; cytoplasm; cytosol
Molecular function (GO): protein serine/threonine kinase activity; ATP binding
Source: RefSeq, a predicted model, not a curated record